AGCGUUUAUCCGCCAUUUUAGUUUCGUAAUUUGAUUGAUUUGUUGGCUUGCUGUCCGGACAUGAAAUUUUCGAGAUUAAAUAGAAAUAUGUUCCAGCUUUGAAUACCCAAUAUAAAAGGAAUCUCUUGCCGGCAAAAAAUAUUCCAUUAUUUAUUUGGAAGUAAAAGUUUGAACCUUGGAAAAAGCUAUAUUACUAUCCAAUAUGUCAGCACACGAGCAAAUGAGGGCAAUGUUAGACCAACUGAUGGGCACCGCUCGGAAUGGUGAAACAGACAGACACGGUGUAAAAUUUUAUGAUGAUGCAGUGUGCAAAUCAUUUUUAUUACAAUGUUGUCCCCAUGAAAUUUUAUCAUCCACGCGAAUGGAUUUAGGUGAGUGUCCAAAAAUACAUGAUCUGGCUCUCCGUGCGGAUUAUGAAUUAGCUUCAAAAACCAAAGACUAUUUCUAUGAUAUUGAUGCGACAGAACAUUUAGAGGCAUUUAUAGCUGACUGCGAUCGACGCACUACCGCGGCGAAGCAGCGCCUCGCUGAAACUCAAGAAGAGCUGUCUGCUGAGGUCACAGAGAAAGCUAAUGCGGUGCACGAGCUCGCUGAACAGAUUGGUCAGAAGCUGGCGCGAGCUGAAGCACUGGGCGAGGAGGGCAUGGUGGAAGAGAGCGUUAAACUUAUGGGAGAGAUUGAUGAACUACGCAAAAAGAAGGCUGUUGCUGAACAGGAAUAUCGCAACUCUAUGCCAGCUUCCUCUUAUCAACAACAGAAAUUACGCGUUUGCGAAGUGUGCUCAGCGUACCUGGGUAUUCAUGACAAUGACAGGCGGUUAGCUGAUCAUUUUGGAGGAAAACUUCAUCUUGGUUUUAUUACCAUUCGUGAGAAACUAGCUGAAUUGAAGAAAACUGUGGACAAACGUCGCGAAGAGCGCGGUGCUUCGGAACGCGAGCGCAGUGGUGGCCGGCGCCACUACGUCGGCGGCCGCGAGCUCGACCGCCGCGCCCGCCGACACCGCGAGUCUGCACGAGACCGUGACCGUAACAAGGAGUCAGACCGCGAUCGCGACCGCAAAGACAGGGACCGUAGAGACGGCGAACGGGAUCGUGAACGUGAGAGGAGACGCAGCCGCUCUCGCAGCAGAAGCAAACGCGAAGGCUCGCGCGAGCGGUCCCGCGGCCGCGACCGCGAGCGAGAGCGCGAGCGCGAGUCUCGCCGCAGCCGCUCCCAUCGCUCCUCCUCGAAAGAACGCAGACGAGACUAAUUACUCUCACUUCUUCUUAAAAACUUCUUUCUCUCUCAAAAAUUACCCUGUGGUUGAUGAAAUCCCACACUUUAUUACCCAAUCAAAUUCUCUCAAGCAUACAUUGAUUUAGAAAAGUACUGAGGAAUUCAUGCAUGUUUUAUUACUUUGCUUGUAACUCAAUUUUAUUUGCUACUUAUUUAAUAGCAAUAUGCAUGUACAAAAAGGCUCUAGCAUUACAAAUAGAUAUUUGAAUAUAGUAUCAACAUGCAUAUUCCUAAUUUUAGAAUUCUAGUUAAUGCGAUGCAUCACCAAUAGUUGUAUAAAAUAUGUUUAUUUUUAGGUUUUUUAAGGUAAAAGAGUUAUCGGUUCUCACCAUGAUGUAUAUAUCUAUUUAUAGUGAGGUAUAUGUUGCCUGAAUAUCAUACAUUUAAGUUAGUAAAAAUUAACUAGCACUGCCGAAAGGAGCAAUAUAUUAAAAUUUAAUGCCUAACACUUAAUUUCACUUGUUCUUGACAAAAUGUUUUGACUGACGAUUUAACUAAACUAAAAUGUAGUUCCAAUGUAUGUAAAAUAUUUCUGUAUUACUUGAACGAUCUUGCGCUCCCUUUUAAAAGGGGACCGAUCCUAAAAUAUUACAUAUAUAUAGACAUACCUACAUAUCGUCGUCUUAGAAUGAAAACCUCGGAAGUGCAUUUUUUCUCAAUAUUUUUUUAUUGCAUUUCUUGGAAGAUAAUCGUAAAAAAUAUGGAAUACUAAUCCUUAUCCUGAAAAAUGCAUUUUUUCUCAAUAUUUUUUUAUUGCAUUUCUUGGAAGAUAAUCGUAAAAAAAAUCGAAUACCAAUCCUUAUCCUGAAAAGUUAUCUCUUGCACUUACGAGGUUUUCACUCUAAGGCGUCGAUAUUCCCAUGUAGUAUGGACAUACAGACUGAUGUCCACGCUGGGUCGUUCAUGCGUUAUAGUUUGACAAACUCGAAUGUAACACUCCCAUGGCCUGCGGGUAGCGGGGGGACUUAGGCAUGCAUGCGUGGGAAGGGGUUUACUGACCUUGUUUGAGAAUGAGAAGACAGCAAUAGUUUCUUUACUAAAAAAAUAAUUAAGAAUGAGUUUUGACGGUAAUUUCCCCCGCCAAUCCGUGUGUACCGUGGAACUGUCACGAACGAAUUUGCCUAUAGUUUAGGGGAUUUAAAGAAGUUAUAUAAUUUAAUUUUAGGUUAUACAUAUGUAAGACUUGUUAGGUUUUAAUGUAAUAUUAUAAGAAUAUUCGGUAUAGGUACCUAUUCGUUUGCGCUAGUUAUCUGAAGGGAUAAUUUUUUAUCGGAAAAUGUGGAAGUGACAUUUAUUUCGAGAGCCAGUCAAAUGUACUACAUUUUUUUUCGAAGAUGACGAUAUAACUUGUAGUUUGUGCUUUUUCGUUUGUUAAAAUUAAAAUCAUUAUAACUUAA
Molecule: messenger RNA, 2672 nt
Organism: Helicoverpa zea (corn earworm)
Lineage: Eukaryota; Metazoa; Arthropoda; Insecta; Lepidoptera; Noctuidae
Product: putative RNA-binding protein Luc7-like 2
Exons: 9
Coding region: 203-1249 (348 amino acids)
Biological process (GO): mRNA splice site recognition
Cellular component (GO): U2-type prespliceosome; U1 snRNP
Molecular function (GO): mRNA binding
Source: RefSeq, a predicted model, not a curated record